AUGCCUCCGCGCUCGCCCUAUAGACAACCACGCAUACGAAAGUCCCGAGGCCGCGGCCUGCGGACGACGAAUGGAUGCAUAACGUGUCGAAAACGGCAUCUGAAGUGUGAUGAGACCAAACCGAUAUGCGGACCUUGUGCAAAAAAUGAUAAAAUAUGUGAAUACGCCACUUUGGGCCGUCGCAGCACCAACGUCCCGGCCUCUGACGGGGCCAUUAGUGAUGCUGUCCCCGCGCCAACUUCGCAGCAGACAGCGUCUCCAGAGAUUAAUGAUCAUCCAUCAAGUGGUGUGAUCCCAGAUCCUGCGCCCAAUGAACCUCUUCAAACCACUGACUUGUCCUGGACUUGCUCUGAGCCGGAUGCUAACCGCCCCCCGCCAGCGCUAUUAGACCACCUGUCUGCGGAUGCCCUAGCUGCGAACCAAAGUCCGAUAGCCCUGCAAAAUACCUACCUGUCACCCUCCAAUGCAUCUUUUGCGGCGGUGCGAUGGCUCGGGUUACUUGCAAGUGACGCUGCCAGGGACAGCCCACAGCUGGCGACUAUCCCCAAUUCCUACGCGAACCAAAAUCCUCCGUCUGGUCACUUUAGUGCUAAUGGUCUGAUACAACGCAGCUCGCUGCAAUAUGCGACCCAGGUGCUGGAAAGCCCUCCUGCCAGUAACGCGAGUCAUGACCAGACAGACUCCAGUGCCCCGGGAGACGUUACGCUUAGGGAGAAACGGAUUUGGCAGUCACGGGGGCCAAUAGAGCUAUUAGAGGCUGAGCAGACUCUGUUUGAAUAUUUCGUGCAUCAAAUCGAUCUUUUUGACCCCACAAGUCAGUUCUCUACAUUUGUUGCACAUCUAGCGAUACACAAUGCUGGGCUUAUGAAUGCUAUACUCGCUCUUGCAUCCCGGCAUCUUGCAUUAAAUACUUGGCUAGAUAAAGAUAAUAUGCCAAAUAAGGAGGAAGCAGCUCUUCAAUGUUAUUAUCAGACUCUUUACUAUGUGCAAAGAGCCAUGCAAUACCCCAGCUACCAGACAAGUCUGGAGCUCCUUGCAACGACACUCAUCAUUUCCGCCUACGAAAUGCUUGACAAUUCCACCAACGACUGGGAACGGCACCUUGAAGGAGUCUUCCUGAUCCAGAGGUCCCAGACCAUCCAUGGAGAAUCCGGUGGACUGCAUUCAGCCGUGUGGUGGGCAUGGCUCUGCCAGGACAUCUGGGCCGCUUUUCGAGAGAAACGCAAGACCUUUACAUUCUGGGUGCCACAGAAACCACUUUCUGUACUAUCACCGCAUGAACUCGCUACGCGCGCAAUCUACAUUACCGCAAAGGUACUUAGCUAUUGUGCUGACGCCACAACCGAAGAAAACAUCCAGGGUCAAAUUCAUGAGGCAACCCGUCUUCGCACCAUGUUGGAUGAUUGGCGAAAACAUCUGACUAUCGAGUUUUUACCAUUGCCUCUCGGUUCGCGUGAACAAUCAUCUUGUUUUCGACCAAUCUGGAUCCGCCCUCCUGCAUUUGCUGUGGCGGUUCAGUUCUUCAGUGUCUCACACAUCCUCUUACUUGCUCACGAGCCCAGCAUGGGAGGGCUUGACCAGUAUCUCGGACGACAGAGUGUAAUAAGGCGAUGUGUGGAGAAUAUAUGUGGCAUUGCUAAGACUUUAAAAGACGCCGCUUCUAGCUUGAUGUCAUCGCAGGCUUUGUAUAUUGCGGGAAUCUUUACGCAAGAGAAUCAUGCCCGAGAAGCUAUCUUGGAGUUGCUGGAGUCCUGUCGAGAGCGAACUGGCUGGCCAGUUAAAUCUUUGGGGAUUGAGCUACAGCAGCUUUGGGAAAGCAUUGAGCCUGCCAAAGCCGCAGCAGCCGCAAGAGUGUCUGUGUAG
Molecule: messenger RNA, 1863 nt
Organism: Aspergillus glaucus CBS 516.65
Lineage: Eukaryota; Fungi; Ascomycota; Eurotiomycetes; Eurotiales; Aspergillaceae
Product: Zn(II)2Cys6 transcription factor
Exons: 6
Coding region: 1-1863 (620 amino acids)
Biological process (GO): positive regulation of transcription by RNA polymerase II
Cellular component (GO): nucleus
Molecular function (GO): zinc ion binding; DNA-binding transcription factor activity, RNA polymerase II-specific; transcription cis-regulatory region binding
Source: RefSeq, a predicted model, not a curated record